This is a messenger RNA of Laccaria bicolor S238N-H82, 1936 nucleotides long. RefSeq lists its product as uncharacterized. Gene Ontology annotation, cellular component: SLIK (SAGA-like) complex; SAGA complex; transcription factor TFIID complex. The coding region runs from base 1 to 1428 and encodes 475 amino acids. Gene Ontology annotation, molecular function: RNA polymerase II general transcription initiation factor activity; protein heterodimerization activity; transcription coactivator activity. The transcript has 5 exons. NCBI's taxonomy places the organism in Eukaryota, Fungi, Basidiomycota, Agaricomycetes, Agaricales, Hydnangiaceae. The record is from RefSeq and is a predicted model, not a curated record. Gene Ontology annotation, biological process: RNA polymerase II preinitiation complex assembly; transcription initiation at RNA polymerase II promoter.
AUGAAAUCAGAUAACAGCGCCUGGCAAAUGUCAAAAAUUGUAGAUCGUCGUAGAGAUUUUCUGGACAUCGCUGAUUCUUUCCCAAUAACAAUCCCUGACGCCGUAGCCUCAGCACUAGCAAGCGAUGUCGAGUACCGAAUACACCAAGUCAUCGAGGAAGCAGCCCGCUUCAUGCGUCACGGCCGACGCACAACGAUGUCCACAUCCGACAUCGACCAAGCCUUCCGCGUCCUCAACAUCGAGCCUCUCUACGGACACACACCCCACAACCCACACACCUUCCGCCGCGCCCUCCCCUUCCCCCAAGUCCCCGCAGCAGGCCCAGUCUACUUCGUCGAAGACGAAGAAAUCGAUUUCGACCGCGUCCUCAAGGAGGAAAAAAUAGCACUGCCGAAAGGGGUCAGUUGGACGGCGCAUUGGCUUGCGGUGGAGGGCGUGCAGCCGCUUAUACCCGAGAACCCACCCGCGAUACCGAGAGAGACUGUGGAUGCUGAUGGAACAAAGGGGGAGAGCCUGACCAAGUUGAAUGGGACGGGGUUGUUGCCUACACCGACGACGGCUCCGCAGCAGGGCGCCAAGGCGGCUCCUGGGCAGCAGCAGCAGCUCGUGAAGCAGGUGUUGUCGCGCGAACUCCAGCUCUACUACGCCCGCCUCACUUCGUCGCUCCUCCCUCCGUCUUUGGAUCUCACGAAACGGACGGCAGCGCUGGCCAGUCUGCGGCACGAUGCGGGGUUACAGGCACUGUUACCUUACCUCGUGAGGUGGGUUGGAGAAGGCGUCGUCGGCACUUUAAAAGAAGGCUCGCAAAGCGAGACUGACGGGCGCGUCUUGGAAGUUCUAUUAGACGUGACAAGCGCAUUGAUAGAGAACAACACCCUCUUCAUCGAACCAUACCUACACCAAAUCUUCCCCCCAACCCUCUCCAUCCUCCUGCACUCCUCCCUCCCCCUCAGCCACGCAACCCUCCUCAGAACCUCCGCCUCCCAAACCCUCUCCCGCCUCCUAACCCAACACUCAACAACCUACCCCUCCCUCUCCCCCCGCAUAAUGAAAACCCUCCUCCUCGCACUCAUCUCCCCGGGGAAAAGCAAAGGAACAAGGGAAGGCGCCAUCCGUGGGCUCCUUGGCGUCGGGAAAGAAGCGGUGCGGAAGGGGUUGGUGGAAGGUGGUGGUGCGAAAGUCGUUGGUGCUGAAUGUCAGGGGAAUAAUAGCGAGAGCGGGGCGCUUGUGGGUUCGGUUAUGGAUGCGUUGAGGGUGUUGCAGCCGCUUUCGGAUAUGUCGGAUUCGUUGGACUUGGAUGGGACGAAUGAGGCGGAUGUGGGUGUUAUGGAGAAACUUACCGAGGUGCUGGGACCUUUCUUUGCGAAACGGGUUGCUGGGGAUGCUGCGUGGGCACGGGAGAUUGUGGGUAUCACCAAGGCGUCGUGAUUGUCCUCCACGUUGUAACUUGUAUCAAUAGUGUUUUUUUUUUUUGCUAAUAAUUACAUUCUACGGCAUCAUCAUGAUCAUCUAAAGCAUUGCUUUUUUUCUCUCUACCACACUUCACUCCAUAUCGCAUAUAAAACGUACAACCCAAGCGUCCCAGCCACUACGCGCGUUAUGAGAAGCGAGAGAUGGUUCGUCGUCCACGUGUUGAACGUUGCUGUUGCUGCUUCUACGGAAGCAAACAGCUUUUCUCUGCUCUCCAUGAAAUGUUCGUGUAGGGAGUCGUAUUGGUCCUCCACCGCGCCUGGAAGUAACCCAUGCGAAACGAAACUAAGGUUAAACAGCAACAAAACCCCAAUCUCGUAUAUCAGUAAAAGCGGGAGGAGCACGAUGAUGGGACCGAAGAAUAUGGAGAGGCUGAUUAGGUAUAUGGAGUGUGGGUGCGCGUGUACUGUUCAACUUCAGAACGCAAGAGGGAGGGGAAGGAGGAAGGGAAGGGGACGAACGGAAA